Molecule: messenger RNA, 724 nt
Organism: Drosophila ficusphila
Lineage: Eukaryota; Metazoa; Arthropoda; Insecta; Diptera; Drosophilidae
Exons: 3
Coding region: 150-527 (125 amino acids)
Biological process (GO): septate junction assembly
Source: RefSeq, a predicted model, not a curated record
AUAGUUUGAACGCGAACGCCGACGACUGUUCACUUGCGCUCUCCGUGGAAUCAACACGCACCAGGAAUCCACCGUAUUAUCUAUCCGAUCCGAUCCGAUUCGAUCCCAUCAAAUUAAGUCCAACGAAAGCGAAAUCUCAAUCGAGCACCAUGGAAUUCAACAAUCGCCUGUUGCUGAAAAUAAUUGAGCUGGCCAUCGCUAUCGCCUGCAUUGUUUUGUACGAGACGGUGGGCAACAUGACCAAGUACCCGAUCAUCGUGGCCGGAACAAUCGGAGGCUUCACCAUCAUCUGCGGCGUUCUGCUGAUCGGACACGUGAUCAACUCGCUGGUGGAGAAGCGGCUCAAUGCGCUGAUUGCCUUGAUUGGCUGCCUGCUCUUUGUGGCCUCCGGAGCUUUGGUCAUCGACGAGUGGCACGGAUUCUCGCCGACUCCGGAGAGGAAGCGCCAGGCCAUCGGAGCCGGAUCCCUGAUGAUCAUCAACGCGGCCGUCUUCCUGCUGGACACCCUCUGCAUCUGCAGGACGUAAAGAUCGUUCUUCCAAUGCCUUUUUUUUAUUCCCCCAAUUCGAAUAACUCAUGUGUAGAAACCAAGAAUCUAUUGUAUAUGCAAGCGUUUUUUUUUUCUCUGUGUAUAGUUUUAUACGUGUCCUAAGCUAAUCUCAGAUAUACGCACGCAGAUUAUUUACAGGAAUCCAUUAAAUAUAUACAUGUAUAUGCACACAUA